AUGUCACAACACACAGAAAAUUUAGACUUCUCCGGACUGUUUAAGUUGGAUGUUCUUGUUCACUUGGACAUAGUGAACCACAGCUUUUACGAAGUUGGCUUAAAGAAAUUUUUAGCUCUCUCAAGUGACAAAGAAUUGAUGUUCCUGUACAUCAACCCACAGUCGGAGCGAUUUGACAGUGUUUAUGACUGGGAUUUUGUGGAUAAUCCUGUUUAUUGUAUGUGCUUUGAACCCAGCGGCACGUGGGUCUUCAUAGUUAGUGAUCAGAAGGUCCUUUUGGUGCCGUUUUUACCACUUUUCAUACCCCAAAACACAUUUGAUUGUAAGUGGUCAUUAUCCAGUGUUACUGUUUUACCAUUACCUGAGAUAUCUCAGCCGACAUCAGUGGUAUGGUGGCUGACUAAGGAAUCAGAAAAUAUCAUUAUUAUUGGUUGCAAGAAUGGAAGCAUAAUAUUCUACGCAUUAGAAUCUCAAAGUAUUGUUGGAGAGACAAAAGUAAAUGGAGAAGUUAAUGAGUUGCAGAUGUGUUUUGAUGACUCGCUUGAUCUGUUGGCAUUACUAAUAUCAAAAGGCCCAUCACAGCAGUGGAAGUUAAUACUAGAACACAGAUCAGUUGGUUACAACUGGCUAACCCAAACUCGAGCUCAAAGUGACAAAGAUAAGAAAGAGAGUUUCAUGUCUUAUAUACGACAACUGUCUAAGGACAAAAUUACAUUUUUUAUUCAAGGAGGAUCUAAGGAUGAAAACAAAACACAGACGGUGGAAUAUGUUUUAAAACCAACUGAAUAUUUACCAACCUUCCGCAAAGGUUCAAACAACUGGACAUUAACAUCUCAGUAUGUUAACGGCCGACAUUUUUUGACUGCCUUUGAAUUAAAUGAAGGAACACUAAUUUUGGAAAGCCCAGCCGAAGAUGUUGCCACAAGAACCCUGAGGCCCUUGAUAAAAAAAGAUGGACAAUACAUUCAAGGACUCUGGUCGCAAAGACUCAUGUAUUUGAUCAGGAAAAAUGAACUUGAAGUUCACAGUGCUAAUUUUUCAACUGUUCAGGGUGAAUCACUCCAUGGAACAAAAAGAGAUUUUUCGGAAUUAUGGGCUGCAGAAGUAAUAGGAGAUGUGCAGAAGGCAUAUCUCAUGAAUGCUAAAGAACCAUCAUCAAUAAAUUUGGGUUGGAGAGAACCCACAUUUAUGUGUGACCUGCAACUACCUCGGUUUAAUUUAGAACCGUGCUUAGUCAUCACUUCGUGUGGUGCCUAUAUUUUGAAUACAGUUUUAGAGCCAUGCGAAUGGUUGGUCGGCCUGAUAAUGCGAGGAGGAGUUGGUGCGGAGCUAUCGGCUGCUGCGCUGGCCGCGCCUGUGCCGACUUUACUGCGCGCUGCUGCUGAUAUGCUCAUGUCGCGAGGAAAAAUCGCCCCCGCGCAAUAUCUCUACUCAUUGUCACAGAGUCAACCAGACGGUUGGAUCGCUCGCUUAGGUGUCUUCGGCCGUAUACACGAGCUAUCCAUGUACAAGCAGACUGGCAAUGUAGGGAGCCUUGGUAAUGCUGCGAUAACGGCGAAGCUUCUGGCUCUAUUGCUCAAGAUCAGGACGAACAGCGAAGAAAAGUUUGAAGUGGACGUGAAGUUCACCAACUUAAGCACACCGGGUCUAUUAGAACUGACGUCAGUAGCAGUCGCUAUUGGACUGUGGGAGUUGGCACCAGUCUUUAGCAUACACCGUGGUCACCCCAACUUACUUCUGUCCGCUAUUAAAUCGAGAAGCGAUGUGUGUAGAGGCGCUAUAACCUGCCUCUUGAGUCAGACUUGUCUGGUACCAAUCCUCUUGGAAGAGAAUGGACAGUGGCUUUUCGACUUUAUAUCGGAGAGAUGCAAUAAAUUCGAUACUAUUGUCUUGAAGCGAUUGUGCUUAUGGCUGAAUCCAUUGCAAGAUCAAUUACGUCCAGUUAUGCGGGAUUUGAAACAAGGAAUAACUUCAAUAUAUGCGACUAGAAUGCUGCAACUGAUAGCUACAUUUAUGCACGUUGCAAGUGCGAUAGAGUCGCGAAUACCUUGCCCUGAAAUAUACACAGAGUGUAACAAAGAACCGGACACUUGGCGCUACCAGUCUCUACCCCGACGCGCUCUGGCUUGUGGAUUGGGUCAUUGGGCCAUAGCUGAUGAAGGAAAUGCGAAAAUAAUGAUUGUGGAUACACCAGUUGAUACAGAGUUAAUAGGCUGCGUGGUGGACAUAGCCUGUGGGAGGCAUCAUACGCUGCUGCUCACUGAAAAUGGGAUUUAUAGCUCAGGAGACAAUUCAUACGGGCAACUCGGCGUAGGAAGUUCUUGGGCGGGCGGUAUUGGAGAUUCAGCGAGCGCCAGUGGAUCUUUGAUGCUUGUUCGUCGUAAGUGGGACGCGCCGCUGACUGCAAUUUCAGCUGGACAUUACCAUUCUGCUGCUAUUGAUCUUGGGGGAAGGCUUUAUACGUGGGGGUGGGGUGUACAUGGCCAACUGUGCUUAGGAAGUAUAGACGACCAUUGCAUACCACAACUCGUUACCAAAUUCCAAGGGAGGAAGGUCCUAAGUGUUGGGUGUGGGGCCUGCCACACAGUCGUGUUAAUGAUGAAUGGAGAAGUGUGGGCGAGCGGGGCGGGGGUAUUUGGUCAGUUGGGAGGCGGGGGGGAGGGAUAA
Messenger RNA from Leptosia nina, 2667 nucleotides. The record is from the annotation of a GenBank genome assembly. NCBI's taxonomy places the organism in Eukaryota, Metazoa, Arthropoda, Insecta, Lepidoptera, Pieridae.